AUGGCGGACAGACCAGGUGCACGUUGCCCCUCCCCCGACGAGGGAGAGGCAGGGGCGGUUCAGCCGUCUUCUUCCCAUGUUGCAAGAGAAUCGGAGGCGCUUCGAGGACUGGGGGGCUUCUGGACUUGGAGCCUCGAGGAGCUCGGUAGAGCUUCUUUUGGGCCGGCCGCAGAGACGCUCGCGUGGCGGGAUGUGUCGCAGAUCUUCAAUGCGUGGUCAGAGGUUCGAGAGAAAUUGAAACAGAGAGGGGCCGCUUUGGCCACACGGCUGCGGCGGCUCCUGCUCUUUCUCCCGGACAAGAAAGAUUCCAAGGCGGGACAGCUCACCCCGGUGACGCACCGGCGUUGUCUUGCACAGAACGAAAGCGGCGUUCGAGAUCUCGAUGAGGGAAUGGGAGCGCACGCCGAAGAAGGCCCGAGGCAAAGAGAGGUGAGGCUGGUGGAGGUCCUUGAACACGCGCAAGAAGAGACAGACGCCCUCCAACUGUUUGAUCGCUUCCACGAGCUCUUACAAAUUAGAUGCAGGCGCGAGAGGCCCGCAGUAGACAGCCAAACACUGGACCGCAGAGACGGAGAACAAAUAGGGAGACGCGCGGAAGACGAGCUCGACGAAAGAAGGCGGCUGCCAGGCCUGUCAACCGAGGACUCCUCCCCUCCUGUCCAGCCUGCCUCUGAAGCGCGGUUGAGGAGACAGUUCAGCAAACAGUUGGAGUCUUCGCGUCAAGCUGCCGACGCCGAUCGAGAACCCGUUGGCGAGUCGAGAGAGGAAGACGAGAAACAAACGUUUGCAUCGCUGGCGGUUGCGAACGGGGAAGCAGGAGCCGAUGCGAUAUCUGAUUUAGAGCAUCUUGUAAAGUGUCAAAUGGUUGCCUUCUUUUCUCCGACGCAGGACGCGCCGAGUGCUGCUUCUCCAAAGAGCAACACACACUCACUCCAGGAAAGACCAGGUCAGCCGUGCCCCCAUGUGCUCUGCAAGAUGAACCAGGUUCCUGGGAGUUUGGCGCAAAUGCUCCAAAUUCAAGUCGAGCGCAUUCAAGAGAUUUCUAGCGACAUGACCAAACUCGUGCAGGACUUUCUGGAGACGAAAGUGUCUGUAGCGCGUGUGGGUUCCAGCUCAAAGACGCACGAGGACAGGGGCGCCGCUGCAGCUAACGCUUUGACUCGGGAAGACAAACUGGGGAAGGGACAGAACAAGUUUUCUCUGCAGGCAAGAAGUCUCAGUAGCCAGGGGUUUGAUGGCGGUUCGGGAAAGAUCCCGAAUGUGGCUGGAGGGAGCAUCUGUGUCUCUCACUUCCAGUGUCUCCUUCAGCUUCGACUGCUCUGUGAGGCAGGAGCACAGUCAGUCUUGACGAGUGGGCAGCGUCCAGAGGAGGUGACCAGACUGCCCGUGGAAGGGGGACAGGAGCAAAGUAAGCAGGCCGGGAAGGCGGCUGAGCCAGCCGAAAAUGCCGAGCCUCUUCGGCUACAAGCAGAAAGGGUUCGUAGCGCCCUGCUGGAGACUUCCGGGGCAUCCGCAGCGAUUCUUGCUUCUGCGGGGGGGGUUCUCGCUUUCCUCCGGACUCUUCAAGUUGCGUGCAGCAGCGGUCAGCUGUGGGAAGAAGAGAGUGAAGACUCUGCCCCGACUUCGGAACGCACUCGCCGUUUUGCUGAGGACUUCGAUAAGCUGCUAGACCGGCUGCCUACAUCUGCGCGGGCGCUGCGGGCUGCGUCGCACCUCUGCGCCACAAGGCAGGUUUGGCCUAUUUCUGAGACCGAAACGCUGAAACCCAAAGUGGGGAGUGCCGUUUAG
Molecule: messenger RNA, 1788 nt
Organism: Neospora caninum
Lineage: Eukaryota; Apicomplexa; Conoidasida; Eucoccidiorida; Sarcocystidae
Exons: 2
Coding region: 1-1788 (595 amino acids)
Source: RefSeq, a predicted model, not a curated record